AAAAUAGAAAUCAUUUGUCUUGUCUUGCUUGUCAUUUUGCUGAUUUUCGAAAAAUAUUACUAGGAGAAAAUAUUUUGUUAGGGCUUGAUUACCUACCAUAGCAUAAUUUUUGAUGGAUGUUUACAUUCCUGAAAUAAAGCGUUUGUGUUCGGGUUAUUUUAUUAAAUAAAACUUUGUGUUAAUGUAAGCUAUGUAUUCAUUUGAAGGAGACUUCAGGCGAAAGCCUAAACAGAACUUAUCAGGUGCCAGCGCCCAACGAAAGACAGACAGAGAGGCCUUGAUUUUGCAGACUCAGCAACAAAGACAAAAACGAGAGGAGGUCAGACGGCGUCUCAACAGUACCAUUAAAAUCCAAGCAUAUGUUAGAAGCUACCUCACCAGAAAACAUUGCAAGCAACAUGAGCGGGAACUGUUUGAUAGCAUGUUUGUUGUAGUCAACGGGGAUGACCAAGUGGUCUUGUCAACUUUGAUUGCCAAGUUACUAUUUUUCUAUAAUGACAAACAGGAUUUUUCUAGAUUGGUUGCUGUCUCACAAUUAUUAUUGAAACAAUGGAAAAGUCUCUUCAAAAGUUGUGGUUCUUGCAUCCUGAUUAGAAGGCUCCUCUCAUUGCAUUUAAGAUUGUUGAAAAGGGAGUCUGAGGUUCCUCUUGCAGUGCCUCUGAGAAUGUUUGAAGUAUUCACGUCUCUUGCGUCUGCAGAAUCAGCAAUGACAUGUGAUGAAGCUGUGAAUGCUAUAGGCAACACAUUUUUAUACCUUGUUAAAAGAGGCUACUUUAAGGACUUAUGUGAAUUGUUGUGUCAAAAAACACCACCAUUGUAUGGACCAUCCCCUAACCCACCUACUCCGCUCAGUGGAGCCCUACUUGACCUUAUUCAAAGACCAAUCAACUUAGCUACUCACACCAGUCUAUCAGGAUAUGAUGACACUAUAAUGUCUGAAUUUGCUUCAGCAUUUUUGUGUAAUCCAUAUCCGGAGCCUGUGGAAAUGUACAUAAUACCCUCUCUCUCAGACCGCGCCAACCACAAAUUUCCUUUUCUAUCUCUUGUUCAAUGCUUACGGGAUAAAAACAAGUUUUCAAGUAAAGUUUUAGCAAACGACUCUUGGUUAUUACAUUCUGUUCUAUCACUGGAACCUCCAGACUGGGUCAGCCGUAUACGGAAUCUGGACAAUACAAGACUGCCAAACAAUCCUAUUGUUUUAGAUUACCUUAAACUAAUAGCUAAAUUAACUGUAAAUGUAUGUAACAAACAAAUAACAUAUGAGUACGAAGAUUCCCUCUAUAGUCAAGAGACAGCGGCGGACAAGGAUGACGAUAGUGACAGUGAGACUGAAGUUAAUCCUACAUCUGUGAGGGAACAAACUUUGCUCACUCGUUGUAUAGAGCUUCUCAAUGAGCCGGACCGUUGUGUGAUGGUCACAUGUACACAGAUUACUGAGAUCGAUCUCAGUGAUGAGUUCCUAGACUGUGUUUCUGAAAUAUGUCACAAUUUGUUGCUCAGUCACAGGAUGGCUUUACACAAAUAUAGAUUGCUAUACACCCUAGCAUUUAAGCCGAUUUUCCUGCGUGGUUUAUGGCGUUGGCUGAGCAGUAUGAGCCACGAGUCUUCUUUUGGCGGCUCGGCCACGCCGCUCCUCUCCGCUUUAUCUCGAGGCUUAGGCGCCGACUCAGCAGUUUUAGGCCUGAAUCGACUGUUGGCCCCACUGGCUGUGUUCUGCGCGCUGUUUUCUUUGCUCAUUGGCACGCUACACGAUACGGAGUUCUGUCGGGACGCUGAGGACGAUGAAAGUAUGAGUUUGGGUCCGAUGUCAUCCGAAUCAAGUUCGGGCGGGGGUCGCGUCCACGCGUUUUCUUUCACCGAACUCGGUGGUCUUUGUCUGACGUUGAGACACGUGUGCCUGGGGCUGGUGGAGCUGGCGUACCCGGACACGAGGGGGGUGCUGUCGUCCUACCGUGACGCGGUCACUGACCCCGCCCACAACCACAGCCCCAACACCUAUACUGCCGCCUGGUCGCAUCUGUUCAAGGUUUGUACCCAACUACUCCGCUUGCUGUACGCGCGCGACAGCCGCCUUCAGUUCAUCGGGCCGGAGGCGUGGCCGGCGCCCGGGGCCGUGCCGGAAGGGGGCGCCGCUGUACUGCUUGUAGCGGGAACCACACAGCGGGCACAUCCCAGGCAAGCGAGGCCCUUGUCUGCCUUGGCUAGAGAUACUGAGGAAGGCCCGCCGCUUACAAUAAAGGAACUCAGAACAGUCACAAUCCUGCGAGAGAUACCGUUCUUGGUGCCUUUUUCAACGAGAGUUUUAAUAUUCCAAGGACUACUCAUUAGGGAAAAACAUGAUCAUUGGUAUGAAAUGAGCAACUUCAACGAAGGCCCGUCAAUAAAUAUCAGUGUGCGGCGCACGCAUUUAUACGAGGAUGCAUUUGAUAAACUUAGCCCUAGCAAUGAACCGGAUAUGAAGCUGAAGCUGCGCGUGCAGCUCAUCAACCAGGCGGGCGCCGAGGAGGCGGGCGUCGACGGCGGCGGGCUGUUCCGGGAGUUCCUCUCCGAACUCCUCAAAUCUGCCUUCGACCCCAACCGGGGUUUAUUUAGAUUAACGAAAGACAACAUGCUGUAUCCCAACCCUGGCGUCAACUUGUUGUACGAUGACUUCACAAUGCAUUAUUACUUCGUUGGACGAAUGUUGGGGAAGGCGCUAUACGAAAACCUUCUCGUGGAGCUGCCUCUGGCAGAGUUCUUCCUGAGCAAGCUGUGCUCGACGCGGGAGCCGGACGUGCACGCGCUGGCGUCGCUGGACCCCGCGCUGUACCGCGGGCUGCUGCUGCUGAAGGCGCAUCGUCGUGUGGAUGUGCCCGACCUGGGGCUCGACUUCACGCUCGUCAGCGUCGAGCUGGGGGAGCAGCGGAUAGAGGAAUUGAAACCCGGUGGUGCCAAUAUUCCCGUCACAGCUGAAAAUAGAAUAGAGUACAUACAUCUAGUCGCAGAUUAUAAAUUAAACAGGCAAAUAAGGUUACAAUGCAACGCGUUCAAACGCGGGCUAACAUCAGUUGUGAACGCGGAAUGGCUGCGGAUGUUCUCGUGUCGGGAGCUGCAGCUGGUCAUCUCCGGCGCCGAGGUGGCCAUCGACCUCGACGACCUCCGCAGGCACACACAGUACACAGGUGGUUUCUCGGACAAUCACCCGACGGUGCAAUGUUUCUGGAAGGCGGUGGAGAACUUUACGGACGACCAGAGAAGGCAACUUCUCAAGUUCGUCACUAGUUGCUCCCGACCACCUCUGUUGGGAUUCAAGGAUCUGCAGCCGCCAUUCUGCAUCCAGUCGGCGGGCGCGUCGGACCGGCUGCCGUCCUCCUCGACCUGCAUGAACCUGCUCAAGCUGCCCGAGUUCCACUCCGAGGCCGUGUUGGCUGAGAAGUUGCUCUACGCCAUACAGUCCGGCGCCGGCUUCGAACUCAGCUAGGAGAUAUUUCGCUGGCAAGACCGGUGUUUAUUACGAUGGAGGUACAUAUAUAUUAUUAUUAUUAUAUAUUAUUAUUUCCCUGCAAUAUUAUCAUGAUAAUAUUAUAAAUCUCAUUGUGAUAAUAUAUUAGUACUUAUACAUAGUAUUUAAUGUUGUAAAUGUUACCUACCUGCUGUUUGAAUCGACGUUUGUAUAAUACUACUUUCUUUAACUAUUUUGAGUAUCGCUAUGAAAUCUAUUUAUUUUCUCUAUACAUUUCUUAUUAUAAACCCUGUGAACUACAAAAAUAUUUAUUUUAUAUUAGCGUUAUGGUUGUUGUUUAUAGGGCAUGUAAAUAAAACUAGAGAAACAUUCGAAUUUAUAUAUAAUACUUACGACACAGAUAUAUGGAAUUGUAUGAAAAGAUAUAUUUUUUGUUCAAUUGAACAUUGAACUUGUAUGUAUAUGAAGAUUGGACAAUUUUGAAUGCGGCUCGUCGCAUUGUGAAUCAUCGCGCAUGAUUACCGAUCUGUGUAAUGCGAUUUUAUAUUUUAGUACCUAUACAAUAAAGUUGUCAACUCCCUG
Plodia interpunctella (Indianmeal moth) is the source of this 4024-nucleotide messenger RNA. RefSeq lists its product as uncharacterized. Gene Ontology annotation, biological process: protein polyubiquitination; ubiquitin-dependent protein catabolic process. NCBI's taxonomy places the organism in Eukaryota, Metazoa, Arthropoda, Insecta, Lepidoptera, Pyralidae. The record is from RefSeq and is a predicted model, not a curated record. The coding region runs from base 191 to 3460 and encodes 1089 amino acids. The transcript is spliced from 21 exons. Gene Ontology annotation, molecular function: ubiquitin protein ligase activity; protein binding.